AUCAAAAUGUCGCAAUUUUUAGAGAUGUGCCCGGCUCUAGUCUAUCAACUCGAUCAAAAGGUUUGCCAGAUCGAUAGUGAUUAUACCGGUCGAUACAUGAUGUACUCGAGUACCGAUAAUGUCACAUCUCUGGAUAGUUUUCUGAGGAGUCCAUGGGCGGGCUCUUCAAUAGCCGUAGGCGUUAUAAGUGUGGCUGGCUUUUUAGUAGUAGCGACAAUUCCAAUCGUCGCCAAGUUAACUAUCUUCCACCAUCUCAUUCAGUUUUUGAUUUCGCUAGCCAUCGGUACGUUGACUGCCGAUGCAUUAAUGCACCUGCUGCCUCACGCAAUGGUCCCACACACACAUCAGCACAUCUCCCUAAAACGGCGUGGGGGCGUGGCGAACUUGGGGAACACGUCAUCUUUCGUGGGGACGAACCUGCCCAUCGACGACAUAGAGAACAAGCACCCAAUGUGGAUCGGGGUCACGACAUUUGCCGCCAUCCUGUUUUUCUUCGUCCUUGAGAGGGUUCUAAAGAUGACCUCAGAUUUCAAAGAGAAGCGUUUAAGAAACAAAAUCUCACACGAAGUCAUUGCCAUCUCAGCAUUGAAGACUCCACCCGUCAACAACAAUGACGUCAUCGUAGGACAAGAAACGCCAUUGGUUGAAGUUCACUCGGGAGGUGCCUCGUUCAUUAGCGGCCUGUCCGUCGGGCUCAGUACGGCUGUGGCUAUCUUCUGCCAUGAAAUUCCGCACGAAUUGGGUGAUUUCGCAGUUUUAUUGAAAUCCGGAAUGACGAUGAAGCAGGCGUUAUUUUGCAACUUCCUGUCAUCAGUUCUUUGUUUCUUGGGGAUGAUCUGUGGAGUCCUAAUCGGAAAUCAGCCGUCCGUCACCCUCUGGAUCUAUGGUGUCACGGCCGGGAUUUUCAUUUAUAUAGCGCUCGUUGAUAUGCUUCCACAGGUGACCUCCCAAUACGAGAUGGAAAGCGCGCCAAACAAACUGCAGCUGACGAACAUUACUGUCGACAAAAACACUAAAUCAAAAUUUUCAUUUGGUAAGAUGAGAAAUUUGAAGCGCUUAAUAUUACACGUUACCGGUAUUCUUAUGGGGUUUACUAUAAUGUUACUCAUCGCUUUGUACGAAGACCAAAUAUCAAUAAUUUAAUUAAUUAAAGAGUCUAUCAAUUAAUUAAUUAGUCAAUUAAAUACUUUAAAUAAGAUUAUACUAAAUUUAAUUAAGCUGAUCAUAAGAUCGAUUAAAUUGAAUAUAACAAUUAUUCUACUAUAAUUUUUGUUGGUUUGUUUCGUUAUGUUUGACGAUUUUAAAGUGCUUCUUUGACGCUAAAUUUUAUUUGUCUUUUUGUUAAAUUUUAUUAAUUUUUUUAGACAUUUUGUUUAAUUGCUUUGAAAAAAAUUCUUUUUUUUCCAGCUAAUUAUGAACUAUUAUUAUCGUUAGUAGAAGUAUUAGUUAAUUAGUAGCUGUAGUAGUAGGUAGUAAUAUUGCUAUUGAAUUAAUCGUUAAAAAUCGUUUUAAAUUAAAAUGAACUUGAUGAUAAGCUAAUGUAACAUUUGUUAUAUAUAUAUAAAUAUUUAUUUAUUUAUUUACGUAUAUAUUACUUAUAACAUAUAUAUUUUUAUCCAUAAAAAAUCCAAUUCCUAAUUGUAAAUAUAUGAUACGUUUUAUUAAUGUAUAUAUAACAUAUAUGUAUGUGUAUAUAUAUAUAUAUAUAUAUAUAUAUAUAUAUAUAUAUAUAAUUUGUAUAGAUUUAAAUAAAAAUGAUUUGACGAUGACGAUGAAUGAAUGUUUAAUAUGUCAUACAAAUAUAUUAUUACAGGUGAUGCAAACAAUUUAUCAAAAUUGAUCGUUUCAGUAAUUUUUUGAAAUUUCGCCUUACUUGUUUUUUAUGUAUUUCAUGAUUAAAUCUGUC
Molecule: messenger RNA, 1906 nt
Organism: Helobdella robusta
Lineage: Eukaryota; Metazoa; Annelida; Clitellata; Rhynchobdellida; Glossiphoniidae
Exons: 8
Coding region: 7-1143 (378 amino acids)
Biological process (GO): zinc ion import across plasma membrane; intracellular zinc ion homeostasis
Cellular component (GO): membrane
Molecular function (GO): zinc ion transmembrane transporter activity
Source: RefSeq, a predicted model, not a curated record